Messenger RNA from Babjeviella inositovora NRRL Y-12698, 2332 nucleotides. It is a transcript of the gene VAC7, whose product is annotated as Vac7p. Bases 22 to 2145 code for a protein of 707 amino acids. The transcript has a single exon. Lineage: Eukaryota; Fungi; Ascomycota; Pichiomycetes; Serinales. Gene Ontology annotation, biological process: protein localization to vacuolar membrane; vacuole inheritance; positive regulation of phosphatidylinositol biosynthetic process. The record is from RefSeq and is a predicted model, not a curated record. Gene Ontology annotation, cellular component: PAS complex; fungal-type vacuole membrane.
CUCCAUUUCCAUUAGCCACCAAUGCAAGACCUGGAGAACAAGACGGAGCCGAAGGCAGCAGCCGAAAUCCCCGAAGACGUUCCCAAAAAGGUUACCGAAGGCAAGAACUUUGCAGACAUCCAGACGGCAAUCAAAAUCAAAAAGCUGAUCAUCGAGAGCAACCUCCCCAUCGCGGCGCCUCCACAGGCGAAGGCAUCGACAUCCAUUCCCAAAGCGCUGAUCUUUAUGAACCAGCCCCAUCGUGUGCUGAUGUCCACGGAUGAUAAGGAUGGUGACACAACGGUGGACAGCGUGAGCGACGCGGUGGACCUCGCGGCAGGCGCGCGAGUGGUAACAAGCGGCGCGCGGAUCGCGAGUGUCGCACCGAGUUUAGCGAAUACACCGCUACUCGGCAUGGAGGACGUGUCAUCGCUCAAGGUGCAGAAAGGGAAGGCAAAUAUUCGCACGGACUUUUUCGCGGCGCGACUCGCAAGCGCGGUCGACGACGUCGAGACCUCCGACAGCGAUGAAACGUUUGUGUACGAGAAUAGCUCGUUUCCGAGUGCCGAGCCGAAGCUGGAACGACCAGAUGAUAUCAACCGCAAUGUCAGUGGUAUCGGGACGGUGGACGGGUCGGACGAGGACGAGUACGAGCGCGACGACACGAGUGUCACGUCCGCGCGCCAUUCGUCGCGCGACCUGGUACACAUAACUUCAUCGCGCGACCUGGUCGCGAUGACUCCGAUACAUGAGCCCGAGCCCGUCAGCACGGUGAUUCUCCGCAAGAUGAGUGGGGCAAAUAUCCGGCCCGUAAAGCAUGAUCCGAGUCGUGCCGUGAAGCUGCAUGACCCGAGUCGGGCGAGUGAGGCGAAGCCGAGCCACGGCGAUGCCAACAGCAUUGUCGACCGCCGUUCCGUAUACAGUAACAUGCACCGAGCCGGAUCCAUUCACCUGAUUCUCCAAAUGACUGAACCGGAGCUCCAACGGGGGUUGGCGUUCCGGCUGACCGGAGAGGUAGAUGUCCGACCGGAAAAACUGGAUGAGCCUGUCAAGGCAAAGCCCGAGAGAGAGUUUGAUACACUACAAGAUUAUUACGAGUCCUCCAGUGGGUCAUCAGAGGAAAUCCCACGCUACACGUAUCCCACCACCGACACGCGCAAGGAGCGCAAGAAGCGCUACGUACAACCGACACAGCUACGCACAACCACCUCAAAGGUGUUUGACCGCAAAGGCUCGCAGCCGCGUCGUUACAGCAUCAUUCCCGAUAACGUCGAUAUUGAAGACUUUGAGGACGAACUCAUCUACUACGACAGCUACAAGAACCGCACAAAGGCGAACGAGACCACGCAGUUACUCAGCGGCCACCGCAGACAAAACGACUACCAGCCACGAAUGGCAAAACAUACAAAGAUAUAUCCGGAGUACAACGGUACACAGGAACACUACACACGCGUAUCGCCGCACGAGGCGCAGUCCCCGCAAUCGCGCCACUCGCGCGGGCUCCACUUUGCUCUCCCGCGCGUUAAGUCUGGCGAUAUGCCGUUUGGGUACGCGGAGGAGGAACGUCUCAACAACCUCAAAUCCAUGAUCUACACAGUGGUCGGGAUCUUUCUCCUCCUCUCGAUCGGCUUCAUCAGCGGCUUCCUUUUGGCCACGCUGAAGGACUUGCAGCACGUGCACAUAUUCGAUAUUUCACACGUGGUGGUCAGCCAAGACGAGUUAGUGUUCAACAUGUGGAUUGAAGCCUUCAACCCGGGCUUUUUGAGUAUAGAUGUGAGCGAGGCUACCUUGGAUAUCUUUGCCAAGUCUGAGUAUGUGGACGAUAAGAGGAACGGUGUGGAGACGAUUUUGCUAGGCUCGAUUGAUGAGUUACUGUCAUCCUUGAGCUUUUCCGGGGGCUUCUUUAACCGGCGGGCCGUACAGGGCCUCGCGGAGGUUAAGUUGUUGAACCCGGGACAAAAUGUGACAUCAGCGGAGGAAAUAAGGGAGGGAGAAUUGUGGAGGGAAGAAGGAGGGACCAAAUGGAGCCGCGUAGCGAAGCAUCCGUUUGACUUGAUCGUCAGCGGCGUGUUGAAAUACAAGUUACCAUUGUCAUCUGGAGCCUUGCGCUCUGUGGUGGUGAAUAAGGUGACCAGGUUUGACCCAGCGGAUAUGUUAACGCAAUAGUGCUUGAAUUUAUGCAGUAUGAGAGUUGUUCACCUACUGGUAGCUGUUGACGUUAUGAAGCUAUAAUGAAGUACUCAUAUUAUGUGUGUUUGUGCAUAAGUACAUAUAUAUCGCUACCUGAACGAUUAAUUCUAAUAUUAAAGGUAAAAUCUUGUCCUGUCAGAUUUAAUCUACAUUGCAAAUUAAG